CACAGUUACAACUGUUGCUACAUGUAUGCUAGUUAACAGUGAUGUUGUGGAAAUGGCGUUCGGUUGCCAAGGCAACCUCAGCGGCAAGCGCCGCGUCGCCGCAAACGGAAUCCAACGACAAAGAUACGAACAGCAGCAGCGGUAACAGAAGCGCCAGCGACAACGACGACAGCGGCCGAUCUGUUCGUUCGUUUGUCCACCGAUCGAAAUUUGUGGCGGCAUAGGGCGUUGCUGCUAGGGAUCCGCCUUACGUUCAAGUUAAGCUCUUCCGGUCGAUGGACGCGCAAUGUAAAGCCAUCGGUCAGCCGAUGCAGCUGGGCGCUUGGAUCAGACCUGACCCGUCAUUCUAGCACUCGCCGUUGACUGAACUACCCGACGCAACAGUUGCCGAGAAACGACAUAUAGCGUCUAACGCGAGUAAGAGCUGUCUAUAUGUGCGUGUGUUGACGUUUGUACCGUUGAAGCGUUGCGGUGACUUCGGCUGCUGCUGCUACUGCUCGUAUAGCUGAUACAGCCAAAGUCAGUGCCGGAAAAGUGUCGUGCCAUCAAUCGUACGUGAGUUGUGAUUGGCGUGCUGUAUUCGAAAGGUAGAAAAAAAAAACCUAAGAAAGUUGUGUGCGAGCAGGCUGCCUUAAUGAAAAGUGGUUAAUUAACAAUCAGGUCAAAUAGAAGAACGUUCUGUUUCAAAACCUGAAAAAGGUUACAGAUUCAGUAAGUAAACCUUUAUCUGAGAACCGAAAAACGCAUCGGGUGAUUUGAGGAUGACGACGCGCUUGAAAAUCGCUGCUUGAAGCCAGUCGAAGCGAGUAUUGAUAGAAUAGAUAAUUUUGCAGCUAAACGUGCUUCUGCAGGAUUCAGAACAUCGAUGCUUGCAUGUUCUAUUGGAGACCUAUUAAUGUAGUUUUAUCAAUUCGAAUUAAAGAGCCAAACCACAAUGCCAGUGCAUGUGUGUUUAUACGUGUAAAUGUUUUUCCGUCAAUACUUCCGGAUGCCAAAUACGCGGCGAUAAAAGAUCUUGGUUCAUUUAAACGAUAGGGAAUAUUGGCCAAACUCUACGAACAACUAGAGUACAACUGAUGAACCGAAAGGAAGUGUCCACAGGAUAAGUCACCAGGCCACUAUCGAAACUUUUAGACCGGUCGAGUAACGGGCAGUGUGAGUAUACUGCACGCAUUGCCCGACGGAAGCCAGCUGUUAAACUUGGCCGAAACGUAUCAAAUUGUCCUUUGUAGAAUUUUCAGAGCAAAAAAAGACCACUUGUUAAUAGAUCCUCUUUGCUUAAACUGGACGAUUAACAAAGAUGAACCCAAAUCGAAUAGCAGUCGGACGUCGGAUGCUCUGAGAAGCUACUGAAAGCAUCAUUUCGCAACGUGGAAGACUGGCAAUAACUUCUGUUGUAAUCCUUACUUCUGUAAAGAAGCAACCAAUCCGUCAUUGACGCAUCUGGGAGCAUUUGUCAGGGUCGAAUGUAUCGACUGAAACCGUCUCACCGGACUUUAAGGGAACACGUAUAAUCCUUCAUCAAAACUAUUUUACUGUUCUGUUCGAAAGACGUCAGACCACUUUUUACUCUUUACUAGAAUCGGCAUAAGUAUUAUCACAAGCUCGACUGCGGCUGCAACCGUCGAGCUGACCUUUUAGCUCACCCGGAAAGCUCUGACCAACCAAGUGCCACUGAUAUCAACGAAGACACGUUUGUAACGUCUGAAGGAACUGAGAGCAUCGACCGUUUCUACCAAAUUUCAAGCAGCUACAAGUUUGCCCCUUACAAUCGGCUAGGCGAAGAAUAACGCCGUAGACAUUAGAAUACUUUGAAGAAUAGAGUCAUGGGAUGCUUUGGAUGUCGAGAUGGUCGGGCGGGGGGUAUAAUGUUUGCUCACGUAGGUUUUGUUGCAACGUUCCUUGCCUUUGUCACUCCCUACUGGCUCAAAUCUGACUUCCGGGCGUACAGUGCCCAGUUCCUCCGAACGGGUCUAUGGGAAACAUGUUUUAGAUCGCACUCCAGCCCCGAUGAUCUCGAGCAGCGCAAGUUCUACGUGGGCUGUCGUUGGAUUCUUACGUAUGAAUACAAUAGAUUACGAGACACCCUCGAAUUACCAUUCUUCGUGUCGACACAAGUGUUCUAUACGUUCGCCUUCACGGCACAGCUAAUUGCCUCGAUCGGCUUGAUCUCUAUCUACGUUUGCUUUGACCAGACGAUGGAGCGGAGAAUUAUUCGGUACUGCAAUAUUCUCCUGACGUUCGCUUUUCUCUGCUCUACCAUCGCGGUAGCGGUAUUCGGCGCACACGCAAAUCAGGAUGGCUGGAUGCCAGAUCCGCUUCAUAACUACCUGUCGUGGUCAUACGCAAGUGCCGUAGUUGGAGCCUUCUGUCAGCUUAUGGCCGCAAUUUGCCUACAGGUCGAUUCUCGCCAUAUAGUCGACGGUGAUACGAAAAUGGAAAACCUCCGCACGUUCGGAUAGGUAGACUCACUUUCAAGUUGCCAUGUUUUUUCGAAGUUAUUUGACCAGCGCCCCAACAUUCAACAACGAGUCGUAAGACAUACAUUAUAAUGCCAGAUUAGAAAAUUGUCCUAAAGAAAAACGAUGUAUUCCCAAUUGGACAACUUUUUAGGUCUACUUAUGCGCUUCGUUAUCCUCCUAGGUACUCCUUCGGGUACUGCUCUCAACGACAGUGUACACAUAUGAUUUAACAACGGAGAUAUAAACAUGAACGCACUGAGCUACGUCAAGUUCCGCUGUCAAGCAUCGAAUUGUGUUAAGUGUAAAAUAAAAACGAUCAUUUAUGUUGUAUAUUAAUGAAUCGAUGUUCAACUAUAUGCACAUAUAUGCGGUGAGGUGCUGAUUUAUUAUACGUUAGGAUUGAAGCGACGACAAAUGGUAGGCGAAAACAAAGCAGGAAUAGCCGCUGAUCAUAACAUGAAUGUACAAUAUAAAUAUUUAAUAUGUGUAACUUAUCACGGAAACGUACUGCUGUACGUACGUUCAUAGCAUCGGCGGUAUUGGACAAUAGGUGUGCAUGAUGGUGGGCCAUAUAGGAGUAGCGUCAUCUAAAACUAUGUUACAGAUAACGCAUCAAAUUAUUUUUAUAUAGAUA
Varroa destructor (honeybee mite) is the source of this 3096-nucleotide messenger RNA. RefSeq lists its product as uncharacterized. The record is from RefSeq and is a predicted model, not a curated record. NCBI's taxonomy places the organism in Eukaryota, Metazoa, Arthropoda, Arachnida, Mesostigmata, Varroidae. Gene Ontology annotation, biological process: septate junction assembly; regulation of tube size, open tracheal system. Gene Ontology annotation, cellular component: septate junction; membrane.